Portunus trituberculatus (swimming crab) is the source of this 462-nucleotide messenger RNA. RefSeq names its product general transcription factor II-I repeat domain-containing protein 2B-like. The record is from RefSeq and is a predicted model, not a curated record. NCBI's taxonomy places the organism in Eukaryota, Metazoa, Arthropoda, Malacostraca, Decapoda, Portunidae. The transcript has a single exon. The coding region runs from base 1 to 462 and encodes 153 amino acids.
AUGAAGAAGGCCAAUGUGGAGCGUCAUUACAGCUCAAAACAUGCUAAGCUCAGUGAUUUGGGAGGACAAAUGCGUCUGGAUAAAAUCAAUGCUCUUCGGCGGUGUUUAGAAUCACAACAAGCCUCUUUCACAAGACCUCGGUGUGACAGAGACAACGUUAUUCAGACGAGUUAUGCACUGAGUGACCUAAUUGCCAAGAAGCUGAAGCCUCACAUAGAGGGAGAGUUUGUGAAAGAGUGCAUCGUUAAAGCUGCGGAGUUGCUAGCGCCAGACAAACUUCAGUUAUUUCAGAGUGUUAGUUUGUCUCGUAGAACCGUCUCAGAUCGGAUUACUGACUUAGCACAAGAUAUUCAUAAAACACUGAAGGAUUCUGCAAGAGAUUUCCAGUUCUUCUCUGUGGCUUGUGACGAGACAACAGACAUAACAAAUACCGCCCAACUGGCCAUUUUGUUCGUGGAAUAA